Drosophila kikkawai is the source of this 678-nucleotide messenger RNA. RefSeq names its product kunitz-type serine protease inhibitor bitisilin-1. Lineage: Eukaryota; Metazoa; Arthropoda; Insecta; Diptera; Drosophilidae. The record is from RefSeq and is a predicted model, not a curated record. Gene Ontology annotation, molecular function: serine-type endopeptidase inhibitor activity.
GUCGACAGGUGAACACAAGUGAAAAAGAUUUGUGAACAGAAAUAGUUAAAAAUCAUUUUAAAAACUCACACAAAAUGUGCGACCAAUUGAGAGGACUCAUAGUGGGAACGGUGGCAGUGGCGCUAUUGCUCCUCCUUCUAGCUGGAAGCAGCGAGGCCAGACCCAUGGACCUGUACGACGAUGUGAGUGACUUCUUUGACGCCAUCUCGCUGGACGAUGUGGCCAAUACUGGCCGCAACACCCACCCAGAGCAGUUCUGUCUGAUGCCGGCGCGCAAGGGCGUUUGCCGGGCCCUGAUUCCUCGCUGGCGCUACGAUCCGGAGCAGAAGAAGUGCGUCGAGUUUAAAUUUGGUGGCUGCGAUGGCAACGAGAACAACUUCCCCAGCUACAAGGACUGCAUGUCCACCUGCGAGGGCAUGUAGAUGAGUCCUGAUCGGCGGCAUCCGAUGGCCGAUGUGUGUUGCCAAAGGCGCGCCAGCUUCUCCCUCGACCUGCGCAAAGUAGCGAACCAAAGGCAGCAGCAUAAUACUGUACUUAGCGUUAACUUAAACUUCACGCACAUCACAAUCCAAGCGAUUAACAGUUCUCCUUUCUACCUAAUAUUUAUGUAGUUUCUCUGUCAUUGAUCCCAUUUUAUUAUGUACUUUUUUUGGGGUGUCCAACACCCUCGAGCGAUCC